Macadamia integrifolia is the source of this 2411-nucleotide messenger RNA. RefSeq names its product monocopper oxidase-like protein SKU5. Gene Ontology annotation, molecular function: copper ion binding; oxidoreductase activity. Gene Ontology annotation, cellular component: plasma membrane. The transcript is spliced from 9 exons. Lineage: Eukaryota; Viridiplantae; Streptophyta; Magnoliopsida; Proteales; Proteaceae. The record is from RefSeq and is a predicted model, not a curated record. The coding region runs from base 292 to 2073 and encodes 593 amino acids.
CGAAUUUUCAAAGAUUUGGGGGUGACCGGUUUGGAAACAACCCUAGGAAGUCUCUCUAUCUAAUAACACUCUCACCGCUGAGCAGAGAGAAGUAUAGACCACUAGGUAGCAAGCGACAGAGGCUCCAGAAAAAAAGCCGUUUCUUCGUUACAGUUUACGAACCAAUCUCUCUUCGUCUGCCCUGACUCUCUUCUCUGUCGUCCCUCUUCAAUCGUCUCCAUCUCUCUCUCCGAUUAUGUAAAACAUCGAAGCGAGCAGGGUUUUCUGUGGGGUUUAUCGUUUCUCUCAUACAUGGCUUCGUUACGGGUUUUCCUGUUGUUUCUGAUUUACAUUUCUUCUUUUCUGAGUAUCUGUUUCGCCGGAGAUCCCUUUGUUUUCUACGACUGGACGGUUUCUUACAUGACGGCUGCACCGCUGGGUGUUCAACAGCAGGUGAUUGCGAUUAACGGGAAGUUUCCAGGUCCUAUUGUUAACGUGACUACCAAUAACAAUGUUGUGGUUAAUGUGCUAAAUCGAUUGGAUGAAGAUAUCCUCUAUACUUGGGAUGGCAUCCAACACCGUCGUAAUUCCUGGCAAGAUGGUGUUCUUGGCACUAAUUGUCCUAUCCCCAUGGAUUAUAACUGGACAUACCAGUUUCAGGUUAAGGAUCAGAUUGGGAGCUUCUUCUACUUCCCUUCCCUCAAUUUUCAGAGAGCAGCUGGCGGUUAUGGUGGUAUCAUUGUAAAUAACCGGGACAUUAUUCCCCUUCCAUUCGCCACUCCUCAUGGAGAUAUCACCAUCCUCAUUGGUGACUGGUACAACCGAAAUCAUACGGAUCUGAGGAAGACCCUUGAUGCUGGGAAGAGCCUUGGCAUGCCGGAUGGAGUUCUCAUAAACGGGAAGGGUCCUUACAGAUACAAUACCACACUCGUUCCGGAUGGCAUUGUAUAUGAAAGUUUUGAAGUACACCCAGGUAAAACUUACCGUCUUCGCGUCCAUAAUGUUGGAAUCUCAACUAGUUUGAACUUCAGGAUCCAGAACCAUAACUUGCUUCUUGCUGAGACAGAGGGAUCAUACACAUCGCAACAAAAUUUUACUAACCUAGAUAUUCAUGUUGGACAGUCUUAUUCGUUCUUGGUUACCAUGGAUCAGAAUGCAAGUACAGAUUACUAUAUUGUAGCAAGUGCUAGGUUUGUGAAUGAGUCUCUUUGGCAAAGAGUCACAGGUGUUGCCAUCUUGCACUAUUCAAAUUCCAAGGGUAACGCCCGUGGUCCACUCCCAGACCCACCAAAUGAUGUUUAUGAUAAGACCUUUUCAAUGAACCAGGCAAGAUCCAUCAGGUGGAAUGUUUCUGCUAGUGGUGCACGUCCUAACCCCCAAGGAUCUUUUAGAUAUGGCUCGAUAAAUGUGACAGAUUUAUAUGUGCUGAAGAACAAGCCACCUGUGAUGAUUAGUGGAAAACGUCGGGCAGCACUGAGCGGGAUCUCAUACGUUAAUCCCACUACACCAAUCAGGCUUGCUGAUGAUCACCAUUUGAAGGGAGUAUAUAAGCUUGAUUUCCCCAAAAUGCCACUCACUGGACCACCCAAGAUGGAAUCAUCGGUAAUUAAUGGUACAUAUAAGGGAUUUAUGGAAGUGAUAUUACAAAACAAUGACACAACAGUUCAGAGCUUUCACUUGGAUGGUUAUGCAGUUUUUGUGGUUGGGAUGGAUUAUGGAGAUUGGACAGAGAACAGCAGGGGUACAUACAAUAAAUGGGAUGGAGUUGCACGCUGCACAGUACAGGUUUUCCCAGGGGCAUGGACAGCUAUUUUAGUCUCACUUGAUAAUGUUGGAGUUUGGAACCUGAGAACAGAAAACCUUGACUCAUGGUAUCUUGGCCAAGAAACAUAUGUCCGUAUUGUCAAUCCAGAGCCCAACAACAAGACUGAGUUGCCCAGGCCGGAGAAUGCUUUUUUUUGUGGUGAACUUAAGGAUUUGAAUAAGUAUAAACCAAACCCGCGGUCCUUUGCAUCAUCAAUCACAGGAGGAAAAUCAAAGCUGCUCUUCACACUGCAGAUGUUUGUCCUUUUUGCCAUUUUCAUUUUCCGCUAAGCAUCUCUUAUUAAAAUCUUUGAUGGUGAUGGUUUUUCUUGUUCCUGUUGCCCGAGGGGAGCAUGCUUGGAUCACUUUUUCCUAGUUGUGUGUGUUUAGGUGUGCAAAACUAGUCCUGUCAAUAUUUAUUUUUUCUUUAGAGGUGAUUUAGACUGACUUUUUUGUUUCUCCCCCCACCCCCCCCCCCCCCCAAAAAAAAAAAAAAAUUGUAUUGGCAUGUCACCCCAGUUCCUUGUAAUUCAGGAUGAUAUUGGGGAUCUAUCAUUCUUUUCCUUCUUUAAUUUAUGUACUGAUGAUGAUUCACCAAAUUUCAAUACCAUCUUACUACCUUAUACAAA